CAGAGAAGCGGACACAUUUCCUCUCAGGCAGCUCUCUGGGCAGCACAGGUCCGCGCGGGGUCCUUCUAUCACAACAACAUGGCCGCUCUCUGUAGAGGAAGACACCGGUGGAAAAGGGCUCAUUCUCUACAUGUUUUGACAAGAAACCUGACAGGGAAGUAUGACUAUGACCUGGUGGUUAUUGGUGGGGGUUCAGGAGGACUCGCCUGUUCCAAAGAAGCGUCACAGCUGGGACAGAAAGUUGCUGUUUUAGAUUAUGUGGAGCCAUCUGCUAAAGGAACCAAAUGGGGUCUCGGUGGUACGUGCGUUAAUGUUGGCUGCAUUCCCAAGAAGCUCAUGCAUCAGACUGCUCUUCUUGGCACUUCACUCAAAGAUGCUAAGAAAUAUGGCUGGCAGGUCUCAGGGCCAGCCUGCCAUGACUGGGUCACCAUGGCAGAGGCUGUUCAAAACCAUGUCAGGUCUCUGAACUGGGGUCACAGAGUUCAGCUCCAGGACAGGAAGGUUAAGUAUCUGAACAUUAAAGGAAGACUGGCGGAUGAACACACUAUUAAAGGACUAACUAAAGCAGGAAAAGAAAUGGUCCUGACUGCUAAAAACAUUGUGAUCGCCACUGGCGGACGGCCCAAGUACCCCACAAAUAUCCCUGGAGCGAUGGAGCAUGGUCUCACCAGCGAUGACAUAUUCUGGUUGAAAGAGUCACCUGGAAAAACACUUGUGGUUGGCGCCAGCUAUGUGGCUCUGGAGUGUGCCGGGUUCCUCACCGGGAUCGGCUUGGACACCACAGUGAUGGUUCGCAGCAUUGCCCUCCGUGGGUUUGAUCAGCAAAUGGCAGGCCUGGUGACUGACUACAUGGAGUCUUACGGCACUAAGUUUGCGUGGAAGUGUGUGCCAAAGAGAGUGGACAAGCUCCCUUCAGGAGCCGUGCAGGUGACCUGGAGCCACAGCGAGACCGGCAACGAGCACAGUGACACGUAUGACACAGUGCUAUGGGCCGUCGGUAGAGCCCCUGAAACUAAGGCCCUGGGUCUUGACAAACUUGGCGUUCAACUCAACAAGGAGACGGGGAAAAUACUUGUGAGCCCCGAUGAGUCGACCUCUGUGCCAAACAUCUACGCAUUCGGUGACAUUGGUGAGGGUCGCCCUGAAUUAACCCCGACGGCCAUUAAAGCAGGAAAGCUACUUGCCCGCAGACUGACUGGUCAAAGCACCGAGCUCAUGAACUAUGACAAUGUUCCUACCACGGUGUUCACCCCUCUAGAGUACGGCUGUGUGGGCCUGUCCGAGGAGGAGGCAGAGAAGAGGCACGGAAAAGACGCUAUAGAGGUCUACCAUGCUUUCUACAAGCCUCUGGAAUUCACUGUUGCUGAGCGCGAUGCGAGCCAGUGCUACAUAAAGGUAGUAUGUGAGCGGGAUGGAAACCAGAAGAUCCUUGGUCUUCACUUCACCGGUCCAAAUGCAGGAGAGGUUACACAGGGCUUUGCUUUGGGCUUCCAGUGUGGAGCAACAUAUUCUCACCUUUUGCAGACGGUAGGCAUCCACCCAACCUGCGCUGAGGAGGUUGUCAAGGUCAACAUCACAAAGCGCUCUGGCCUGGACGCCACGGUCACUGGCUGCUGAGGUUAAGCAUCUCAGUCUCUGAACACUAGUGAGUUCACAGGGUCCCUCAUUGAUGGUGGAAAGAGGUUAGCCAGGUCUCAACUUGAUCUCUCUCUCUCUCUCUCUCUCUGGCCAUUGGUACAUUGUGCUUACUGGGAUCGUGCAGGCCUGUUGUGCUGGUCAUUACUGGUUGCACAGGGUACAGUCGAUGGCAAUUUAUGAUAGCCAAGAUUGUGAUAUAAUGCCCCAUAUAACUACAUGGGGCAUAUGUGUAUGCUUUCAAAGCGCAGGGCUGUAGAUCGGGUUAGAGAGUCGUUGCCAACAAGGAACCGUCUUUUAAAUAAACAGGCUCAUCAAUCAGGAUUAAGGCCUGUGCUGGUUUUGUUGAAACCGUAGAAAUAUGGACCGAGCCGAACGUUUUUCUGAAUAUAUAUUCUUCAAAUAUUGUUGUUUCUCUGGUUGUACUUCCUGUCCAUUAGUCUUGGAGGUGACACAUACCAUAAACCCCCACCUCCCCCCAUGACACUGAUGGAUAGCCCCAGGGCCGUCGCCGCAGCGACACCACCCCAUUUCCCAUGGACACACACAAACAGUCGGUGGGCUGCCUGUCAGUCAGCCAGACCUGGAACCCUGACUUGUUUAGGGCCCACCAGAUUCCUGCAGACCCGGAGCCUUUUCUCUUCUUCCCAUGCCCUUUCCUAUCCCUGAAGAAAUACACUCGGACUAUAAACACGCGCUGUCUGAACCUGUGUGGUUGUCACAGACCAGGCGCAGGGUAACUCUAUCGAAUGUGAGAUCCGCAUUACUCAGCGUUUCCUAAAGGUGGCACUGUUGUUCUCCAUUUUUUCCAGAGCCAAGAUUGAAAGACAGAUUAAAAUACUCACUGGAUAAAACAUAAAACUGAAUACAUUCAGGGUGCACACUUAAUCCCUUUAAUCCCUAUAACAGAUAUGUGCUUUUGAAUGAAGCACAGGCUGCUUUUAUUGCUGCCAAACCGAUAAGGGUUAUCUGUUGUGUAUUUACAUGGAUGACAGGUUAGGUAUCGGGAGUCUUCACCAAGGCAGAUAAGACAAGUUGUUUAUAUCAAUAAAGCAGUAAUAGACUACCACCUUGCCAAAGGGCUCAGAUGAGGGCCAUGCUCCCUGAACUGGACAUCUUGGGUUUAUUAGGCAAAGAAAGAGGAGGAGGACUGUCAAUUCUGAGGGCUGCUAAGAGGAGGCUGCUAGGUCUCGUUUAUUUUUAUUUGAAGUCUAAUCUGUCCUGUCUGAUUAAUGAUUUCAAUGAGGGGAGCAAUAGCGGGCCAGGACUUGGAGAGAGGAAAAAGAGAGAGAGAGAGAGAGAGAGAGAGAGAGAGAGAGAGAGAGCACCACCAGCUUUAUUUGGACCCUGGCAGGAGGAAAAAGAGCUGAGUUUCAGCUCUGGUGAGGGAGGGAAGGGGAUUCCUGUGUGCUCUGUUCAGGGCUGAGGUGCUGACUGAGGAACCCUGACCUCCGUUCAGCAGGAACAGCUUGACUCUAUCACUCGGAGCACAGAGGGCUCACAUGAUGCAGCCCUGCACGGCAAGGGAUUGUGGGACUUUGGGUAAAAAGGGCAUGCGAUGGCCAGAGGACGAACUCAACCGGCCAACCAACACACCAUGGAGCGGCAGCGGCGUGUUUGCCCAGGAUGAUUGAGUCUGUGUUCCUGUGCUUAACGAGCCACUUCAGAGACCCCAGGCCGGGCCCAAGGCAACGUGAGGGAAGUCAUUGGGGCCAUCAGUAGAACUGUAAUGUCUGUUUGCUUUUUACCCUCCGCUUCCCCUCUGCUCUCUCUCAUCUGCUCUAUGGUUGUACACGAGCUAUCGCUGCUCACACACACAAAAUGAGUCAUUUUUUAUUGACCUCCGUUGAUUUCUGUUCGUCGUUGUUUAUCAGCCACUACGGACCCAAGACUUACACAACACUGAGCGUCAGCUGUUUCACACAGAGGGGGGUCGGGGUUCAGUUUUCACGUAGGCCAGCUAAUGAUGACCUGCACUAAAAGCCAAAGCUGGAGAGUGCAAGCCUGAUGUCACCUGGUCUCUAACUUCAGUGUUUGUAAAUAGAGAAGUGUAAUUUUCCAUUAAAGCUUUAUUAUACAGUACAUAAUUUAUAUGUAAAGUACUGAUGAUUGGACAACCAAUAAAUAAAUCACCAAUAAAGUAAUGAUGUCUAACUGAG
This is a messenger RNA of Betta splendens (Siamese fighting fish), 3794 nucleotides long. RefSeq names its product thioredoxin reductase 2, tandem duplicate 2 (gene txnrd2.2). Gene Ontology annotation, biological process: cell redox homeostasis; cellular response to oxidative stress; glutathione metabolic process. The record is from RefSeq and is a predicted model, not a curated record. The transcript is spliced from 17 exons. Gene Ontology annotation, molecular function: glutathione-disulfide reductase (NADPH) activity; thioredoxin-disulfide reductase (NADPH) activity; flavin adenine dinucleotide binding. The coding region runs from base 79 to 1617 and encodes 512 amino acids. Gene Ontology annotation, cellular component: cytosol; mitochondrion. NCBI's taxonomy places the organism in Eukaryota, Metazoa, Chordata, Actinopteri, Anabantiformes, Osphronemidae.